Molecule: messenger RNA, 7135 nt
Organism: Pecten maximus
Lineage: Eukaryota; Metazoa; Mollusca; Bivalvia; Pectinida; Pectinidae
Product: glycerol-3-phosphate dehydrogenase, mitochondrial-like
Exons: 18
Coding region: 148-2406 (752 amino acids)
Biological process (GO): glycerol-3-phosphate metabolic process
Cellular component (GO): mitochondrion; glycerol-3-phosphate dehydrogenase (FAD) complex
Molecular function (GO): calcium ion binding; glycerol-3-phosphate dehydrogenase (quinone) activity
Source: RefSeq, a predicted model, not a curated record
AGAGAUUCGAUGCCUGCUCGAGGGAUAUAUAUGUGCACUUGAAAUGGAGAAGUUUCGAACGAUGGAUAGGUGAUUCCAUGCAUGUUUCCAAUUUCAAGUGAAUAGGUAAUUCUAAGGUGAUGGUACUAGCUGUAUACUGCUGAAAAAAUGGAGAAACUACGCCUGUUGGUUAGAAAAGUUCCAAAAACAGGGGUGGUCGUUGCAGGAGGAGUUACCUACUUUUUAUACUCGUAUAUGAGAAAGAAUUCAGUACGUACAGACGAAGGUAAUUUAGCUGCAGAUGGUGUCCAACAGAAAUAUGCCUGGGCACCAUUACCGGCCCGGGCUCAGCUGAUUGAGUCCCUCAAGAGGGAUGAGUUUGAUGUGUUAGUUAUAGGGGGCGGAGCUACAGGGUCGGGUGUAGCUGUCGACGCCGUCAGCAGAGGUCUGAAAACGGCUUUGGUUGAGAAGUAUGACUUUGGCUCUGGAACGAGCAGUAGAUCUACAAAGCUUAUCCAUGGAGGAGUCCGCUACCUUGAGAAGGCCGUAUUCAAUCUAGAUUUAGAACAGUAUCGGAUGGUGAAGGAGGCGCUGACAGAGAGAGCUAACUUAAUAGAUAUUGCCCCACAUCUGGCAUACCCAUUCCCGAUCAUGCUGCCAAUAUAUAAAUACUGGCAAAUUCCUUAUUUCUGGCUUGGUAUAAAAGCUUAUGAUUUUGUGGCUGGGAAACAGAAUUUGAAAUCCAGUUACUACCUCGGACGGAAGAAGGCACUUGAGAUAUUCCCGAUGUUAAAAAAGGAUAAACUACGUGGAGCAUUGGUGUACUAUGAUGGCCAGCACGAUGAUGCCAGGAUGAAUGUCAGUUUAGCUAUCACGGCUGUGAGACUUGGUGGCAGUGUAAUGAAUUAUGUUGAGGUCCUAGAAGUUUUGAAAACUCCUGACAGUGAGGGCAAGCCGGUGGUCAGUGGUGCAAGAGUCCGGGACAGAAUGACCGGUGAGGAAUGGAAUGUUAAGGCUAAGUGUGUAAUCAAUGCUACUGGACCAUACACGGAUCGUAUCCGCACGAUGGCCAACCCAGAGGAGAAAAAGAUCUGCCAGCCAAGCCAGGGUGUACACGUGGUACUGCCCGACUACUACAGUCCAACCUCCAUGGGUUUGCUUGAUCCAGCCACUAGUGAUGGCAGAAUCAUUUUUUUCCUUCCCUGGCAAAAAGUCACCAUUGCAGGAACAACAGAUGAGGCUUGCGAGGUGACAGACUUUCCAUCUCCCACUGAGAAGGAGAUACAGUUUAUUCUCAGUGAAAUCCGUCACUACCUGGACCCCGACGUGGAAAUUCGUCGCGGCGAUGUGUUGUCGGCCUGGUGUGGCAUCCGCCCCCUUGUAUCUGACCCAAACAAGGCCGACACACAGUCUAUAGCCAGGAACCACAUCAUAGAAGUAACUCCGGACAAUCUCAUUACCAUAGCAGGAGGGAAAUGGACAACAUAUCGUCACAUGGCUGAGGAAACCGUAGACCGGGCAAUAGCAGUGUGCAAUCUAGAGCCAAAGGCAAAAUGUCGUACAAAGGGCUUGCUGCUGGAUGGGGCACAUGGAUACACGCCCACUUUCUUUAUCAGACUGGUCCAGGACUUUGGCCUUGAGAAUGAUGUUGCACAGCAUCUAGCCAGCACAUAUGGAGAUAAAGCGUUCAAGGUGGCCAAGCUUGCUUCCUUGACUGGCAAACGAUGGCCAGUUGUGGGCAAACGUUUACACGAGGAAUUUCCGUACAUUGAGGCAGAGGUCCGUUAUGCUGUGAAGGAAUAUGCUUGUCGAGCCAUAGAUGUCCUUGCACGCCGUACUCGCCUGACAUUUUGUAAUGUCCAUGCUGCGGAGGAAGCGUUGCCAAGAAUUGUUGAAAUCAUGGCAGAGGAAUUAAAAUGGGACAAGAAAAAACAGAAGGAUGAAAUAGAACAUGCACGAACCUUCCUGAGAAGAGAGAUGGGUCUUGACCUGGGAACUGGAGCCAAAAAUGUGCCUAUUAAUUUCACCAAGGAUGAAAUCAACUUAUAUGUGAAGCGCUUCAAGACUUUAGAUAGUGACCAUAAGGGUUACAUCACUGUCAAUGACCUUCGCAAAUAUUUCAAGAGAAUUGGAGAACGUGUGACGGAGGACCAACUUCACGACAUCCUCAAUGAAGUGGACUUAAACAAAAAUGCUCAAGUAGAUCUCGGAGAAUUCUUACAGUUGAUGUACUAUGUAAAUAUAGCGGUAUCACUUAACGAUCACUGGAGAUCUCAGUCUGAUGAUAUAGGGGAUUAUAAGAAACGUCACAUGCUGAUGAGUGCAUUGAAAAGCGGUCAUGUGGCCAACUCAAGAUUUGCUCAGGUUACCCAGAUGAUGCAAGAACGUGAUAAAAUUUCUGUCGAACGAUCGGGAGGAGGCGUUUAAAGAGAAGAAUAAUCAAUUGAAAAGUGACAUUUACUAUGUAUUAUAUAGAGGACUUUUUCUUCAAAGUUGUUGAUUUGUCUCAUUCAACAUAAAACGUAGAAAGGUACGAUUGAAUUGAAGCUAAGACCCUGAAUAUGAAGAGUUUUAAGUUAAAACAGAUCUGUAGCAUAAAUAUUUGGAAGUGCAAAUCAGGGUUUAUUUAUUAUCAAGAUGAACACAUAAUCGUCAUUAAAAGGUGAAAUAUAAUAUUCUCCAACAGAACUGGGUAUUACUCUGUCUAGAAAUUAAAUUUUGAAUUUUAUCUACUUGGUAAAGCAAGCAUACAGACCAAUAUCAGAAAAUUAACGCACAUCUCCAAGAAAUGUUGACUUUUUUGGAAUUUCUCAAAAGUAUGUCUUUUUAUUAUUUUGUUAAAUUAUUUUUCACUUGUUCAGUAUACUGAUUUUUGCAAGUAUUGAUGAGUAGAGAAUGGUAACUUCCCUCUAUAGUUUGAUGUAUAUAUAUGUGGUGAUCAUAACUUAUUUUCUCUGAUCUCUUAUCCAGACUUUGGUACAAACUUGGAAUGGCUUUAGAAUAGAACAUUAAUUACAAAAAAUAGGUUUGGAAAGAACAGAACAAGGGAACAUAUACCACAACUAUAUUUGAAAAUUAAUGCUCAGCAUGCAAAAUUAACAGGAGUUUGUUUAUUUCUGUGAUGUAUUGCCUUCUUACUUUAGAUUUUGGUAUUAGAUUUUCUUUCGCAGACCAAAAUUAACUUUUUAAUCACAUCAUAUACAUUUUAUAUUGAAGUUGAGAUUUCAUCACGUUUCAGAAUGAUGGCCGAUACCUGAAUGAGCAUUUUGAAAUUAUAAAUAAUGUGAUACUUUCCAUAGAACAAAAUUGAAGAAAAUCAACAUGUACUUCCCAAACUAAGUGUAUAUAAUUAUAUAUUUAUGUGCACUCCUUCACAAAUUGGAGAAAUGAGAUGAUGGGUGGAAUUUAUCACCAUAUACUGAAUAAUCAAGUCGCACGACGUCAAUUUCAAAAAUUUUUUACAUUUUUUGCACUUCCUCUUUUAUAGUAGUAUUGAUCAAAUGUAUCUUUUGAAAAAGAAAUUUAAUCCCUCAGUAACAUUUAUUAGAAUAAUAUGAUAUUCCUAACUCCUAUUCUUCUUGGUAUUAUAUACUUUUGCCACAUAUCAGUCUACAUGUUGUCCAGUGAAUCGUGUUGUCACUAUAGUAUACCUGUGGGCGUUUCUCAUUGGCUGAGCCAGUCAGGAAGCGAUUAUUACGUCAUAAUUAAAAAUAAACGAUGAAAUAACGCAAAAUGGCUGUCAUAAUCUGCUUGUAAUGUUCUCCACAUUGCAAGUUUUCCCAGUUAUGUGAUACAAAGACUUUCAUAACAUAUCAGAUGUAAUGAAAACUCUCUGAAGAUCCUAUGUACUGUAUAUAUAUUACUGAUCUGUUCGUGUUUGUGCCAUCAACAUCAAUGAUAUGCUUUUGUAUAAGUCAGCUCAUUCUGUGUUAGAAUUUUCUCUGGUGCUAAUGGUCAGAAGAUUGAAGUAUGUUAAGAUGAUGGUAAAAGUAUAUAUACUUAAUUUGUUAUAUGUGCAAAUUUAACAAUCACUCCAGAGCGAGAGAUUUUAUUCUGUCCAAUAGUUUUAUCGUAAAUCCUGGUAAUACUGGUAAAUACUAAGUUGAGGAUGACAUAUUGAAUAAGAUAAAUCACAAAAUGUCAAAAGAUGAUUUUGUUAACGUCAUGAUCAGCUGAACCUAUUUGAAGUGGUCAUUUUACAUUUAACAAAGCAUAUAUGCCUAGUGUAUUGAAAGUGUGUAUACUGUACCAACAUCUUAACAGUAUGAAUCAGUAAUAUUAUAUGAAAUAUGUGGAUUAAUAUUUCGUGUAUUAUAUUUCUGACUAAAGUAGAUUAUGGUAUGCAAUUCUGCUAUUGUCUCCAUAACAUGCAAUGUAAAUUGUUAGUUGUAUUUAUGUGGUAUAUACCUUUCAUUACUGCAACAGAAAUACAUAUACAACGUAACUUCUAAUAUAUAUAUAUUUCUGAAUUAAGAUAAUCAUAAAAAGUUUCUGUGCUUUGUUGAAUGCCAGCUAUGGCACCUCCUUUCUUAUUUAACUAUUCAGGUUACAGCUGCAGUGUGGUUUAUGUAUUCCUUCAGGGUGUCUGUACUCUUUCAAAUCAAGAAUUUAUCAUUGUCUUAGAAAACUGCAACAGUUAUGGUGACAGGGCCAGAGGAAACUCAGGCUAGAUCAAGAUAUUAUAUUGACUUGGUCUAUAAGCUCGGUAUCGCCAUCUAUUUAUGGACGUAGACUUUGCAAAAUCAAUGUGAUAUCUUUGUGUCAGGAAUUUCAAACAUUUAAAUUUGUGACAAAAAAAAAAAUCUAAACCAAUUGAAUUAAAUCAUAUCUUAAGAAAACAGUCAAGUGUGUGAUAUACAAAUGUAUAUCUGUUAGUAUUAAAUGCUACUGCUGCUCAGUUUGGUAAAUGUGCUCCUGCUGUUUGUGUAAAUUAUCUCCUAGAGAUGCAAAUGUGCUGUUAGUAUUUUUAUUGUUUCAUAUUAAAUAAUAAAUUAAGGAAAAUCCUUCUAAAAUUAUGUUUUCAGUUUUUAUUUUUUUUUACUUUUUCUUCAUCUGAUUUGUCUCCUAUUUAAAGUUUUGUUUUCAUUGCGAUUUCCAUUUUGUAUUUUUGUAAAGCUUGUACAUGUACCUAAUUAAUAUUUGUCUAUUCCAUCCAGUAAAUAUUUACUUAAGUAUGCUGUUUUUAAUAUGUAAAUAUAGAUACAUAUUGUUAUUCACUUCUCUGACUGGAUGUCGUCUCUCUGGUGUUGUUCUAAUGCCUAAUUGCCUGAUGUUGUUAAUGUGUAAUGAGUUCCUCUACAAAUAAAUGUAUUUAUAAAAAAUAAUAUGUUGGGAGAAUUAUUAGGUUUUUAUGUUGAAUUUGAUUAUUUACAGUUAAGUGAAGAUUACAAUGUAAGAUAACAAUGCAUUCAAUCCACCAGUUUUCGCUAGACCAACCUGAUUUAUGCCAUUUCAUCUACAAUGUACUUAAAUUGUGCAAAAUGGAACUAUUGAUCAGAAGUAUUCUGAAAUAUAUUUUUCAAAUUUAAGUUAUAAAUGAGCUUUGAUGAUAAUAACAUAUCGGCUAGAUACAAUUUAUAUACCAGACAGUUAGUGUACAUGUAUUUACAUGGGAUAACCAGAGAACACGUUGAAAUUGAUUGUAAUUUAAAGAUAUCCUUUGGUUUUUCCCUGAUAUUCAAUGAGGUAUGGUAAUUUCAAUAGAUUUGAAAAUUUCAGGUUAUUAUACUGAAAUUAAAGGGCGAUAUAUAGAGCAAAUCUAGCAAAAAUAUUCUAUUGAAAACAUUAAAGUCAGCAGUUAUUUCAUAAAGAGCCUAGUUAUCCUACACAUUUAUUAUUGUAUCAAUGAUUAGCUCACUUGACAUAUAUGGCCUGUACCUGGCCCAAAGAGCCAAGUUAGCUUAUGCUGUGGUGCGACAUUGGCCAUCCGUCUGGCGUCAACUUUUCCAUUUAAACAACAUUUUCUCACUAACCAAGACUCCUUGAAUCACGAUAUUUUGCUGAUAGGUUCCUUGGACGAGGUCGGUCAAGGUCACAGGUCAAAUUUAUUGAAACAUAUGACAAGUCUUCUUCUGAUUACCUGAAAGGUUUACAAUGAAGUUAUUUUGAUAAGUAAGUAAAAGGCAGAGAAUCGUACGUGAAACAAGUGAAUACCAGGUGGACGAUGCAGGCCCAUAUGGCCUCUUGUUAAUAAAAGAGGAGCAUAAUUUAGAUCUGGAGUUCAUUUUUAAUGGAGUUUUGUUUUUAGUUAUUGAUUAAUUAAGUUUAUUGUUUUUAAUGUUGACUUGAAUAGCCCAAAGUACAACUAUUAAAUGUAUUUACACUGGUAGUUAUUUUUCUUUAAAAACCCAUUGUACAAUGUACAUACACCAGAAAUGCAUUUCCAACCUUAAUAAUAAAUGUUUUACAUAUUGUUUAGAAUGUAUUGGAAUAUGUAGUGUAUAUGUUUAAAACUGUUUUUUUGCUAACAUUAUUUUCCACAACAAUUGAACACCAAGAUGUCCAUUAUUAAUGUGUGAAUUGAGUUAUAUGUACGUAAACUGGUGACUUACUAGUAAAAUAUGGAGAAACUGCCAUCACCGAUUGUUCAGUGAAAAAUCUUUAAUUAUUAACAUAUAUAAAUAUAUAUAUAUGUUUUAUAAUUGUUGUCAUGUGUUUUGUUUAAAUGUUGUUCAUUUUGAAUAUAUUAUUUGAAAUUGAUACACUAUGAAAGAAAUAUUAGCAUAACAUCAUAUAAUUUAAUGUCUGUGGAAGCUUUUUAACAUAUGAUAUGGAAAACAUAAUUUAACAUUCAACAUACUACAAAAGUUUUAUAUCUGAUAUGGAUAACAUAAUUCAACAUACUACAAAUGUUUUAUAUCUGAUAUGGAUAAUAUGUAAUUUAACAAACUACGAAUGUUUUAUAUCCGAUAUGGACAAUAUAUAAUUUAACAAACUACGAAUGUUUUAUAUCUGAUAUGGAUAAUAUAUAAUUUAACAAACUACGAAUGUUUUAUAUCUAAUAUGGAUAAUAUAUAAUUUAACAAACUACAAAUGUUUUUAUCUGAUAUGGACAAUAUAUAAUUUAACAAACUACGAAUGUGUUAUAUCUGAUAUGGACAAUAUAUAAUUUAACAAACUACGAAUGUUUUAUAUCUGAUAUGGAUAACAUAAUUCA